GGGGGAGAGGUGGAGGAGGAAAAGAGCAAUGACCCAGGCGUCACUAACGCCACUAUCCCUUGCAACACCAGCCGUAGGGAAUGCAUUUCCCUGGGGAAGUUGCAAGCUGCAGCAGUAAGAGCUGGUGAAACCUCAUGUGUCUCUCAGCACAUCAGCAUCAAUGGGAAUGUGGACCAUGGCUGCUAUCUUCAAGUGUCUCCUCUUGAUGCUCCUGGGCUCGGGCUGGCCUGGUCUGGGGAAUACUAGUGUGAAAGCAGCUCAGCUCAGGGAGCACAACAUAGCGGCUCAGUUCACAAGCUGGAACUAUAGUUCCCAGCAUGAGGAGCUGUCCAGAUUACCACAUCCUUCAUUUAAGAAAAUUGUGUACCAAGAGUAUGAAGCAGAUUUCAAAACUGAAAAACCAAGAAAUGCUCUAUUAGGGCUUCUGGGGCCAACACUCCGUGCUGAAGUGGGAGACACACUCAUCAUUCAUUUUAGGAACUUCGUUGACAGACCACUGAACAUUCAUCCACAAAGUCCAAUAGACAAUAAAAAACCAGAGAGUUCUUCCUAUUUUGACAAGGCAUCACUUACAGAAGGACUGGUCAGUGCUGUGCCUCCGGGCCAGAUGCACACAUAUGUGUGGGAGGUGACUGCAGCAAUUGGACCUAAAGCAGCCGAUCCCCCCUGUCUCACGUAUGCCUACUACUCACAAGUAAACAUGGUGGCAGACUUUAAUUCUGGCCUUAUUGGUGCCUUGCUGAUAUGUAAAGAAGGUAGCUUGCAUGAAAAUGGGACACAGAAACUAUUUGACAGGGAAUAUGUGCUGAUGUUUGCUGUGCUGGAUGAAAGCAAAAGCUGGGGAAAAGGGACCUCCCUCAUGUACACGAUUAAUGGUUAUGCUAAUGGGACGCUUCCAGAUGUACAGGCCUGCUGUUACGAUCGCAUUAGUUGGCAUUUGAUAGGGAUGUCUUCCAUGCCUGAGAUCUUCUCCAUCCAUUUCAAUGGACAGACCUUGGAGCAAGACCGCUACAAAGUGUCAACUGUCAGCCUUGUUGCAGGCGCAUCUGCGACAGCAAACAUGUCUGUGAGCAUGACGGGAAGGUGGCUAAUAUCAUCGCUCAUUACAAAGCAUCUGCAAGCGGGAAUGCAUGGUUACCUCAACAUAGAAGACUGUGGAAAACCAGACACUUUAACGAUGAAAUUAACCUUUAGACAAUGGAGGUUCAUUAAGGACUGGGACUAUUUCAUUGCUGCAGAAGAAAUCACCUGGGAUUACGACCAGGAUAUUGUUGACAAUGUUGAUAAAAGCCAUAAAUCUCAGUGUCUGGACAUUUUUUCAAAUCUCAUUGGCAAGAAGUAUAAAAAGGCUGUGUUCCGGCAAUAUAAAGACGCCACCUUCAGCAAACGCAUAGAAGAUACUAGGCCCAAAGAACAUGGAAUUCUGGGCCCUAUUAUCAGAGCUCAGGUCAGGGAUAAAAUAAAAAUUGUAUUCAAAAAUAUGGCCAGUAGACCCUACAGUAUUUAUGCGCAUGGAGUUACACUUUCAAAGGACGCAGAAGGAGCAGUUUAUCCUUCAGAUUCCAAAGAGAACAGCACUAAGGGUGCAGCGGUCCAACCAGGGGAAGUCUACACAUAUACGUGGACCGUACGUGACACAGAUGCUCCCACAGCAAAAGAUGCUUCGUGUGUCACCAGAUUUUAUCACAGUGCUGUGGAUACAACAAGGGAUAUCGCUUCAGGGCUAAUUGGACCACUUCUGGUGUGUAAACCCAAGGCACUCGACACCAAGGGGAUACAGAACAAGGCUGAUGAAGAGCAGCACGCAGUCUUUGCGGUGUUUGAUGAAAACAAGAGCUGGUACCUUGAGGAGAAUAUCAAGAAGUACUGCAGCAAUCCCUCCACUGUUAAGAGAGAUGACCCUAAAUUCUACAACUCCAAUGUCAUAAAGACCCUCAAUGGCUUUGCAUCUGAUAGAAAGCAUAUCCUAGGAUUUUGUCAGUCUGAAGUUGUUGAGUGGCAUCUUUCCAGCGUAGGCACACAGGAUGAGAUAGUGCCUGUAUAUCUUGCUGGUCACACCUUCCUGAGCAGAGGAAAACAUCAAGAUAUUUUAAAUCUUUUCCCCAUGGAUGGUAAAUCGGCCACUGUAACUAUGGAUAAUAUCGGAAUGUGGCUUCUAUCAUUGUGGGGCUCCCGUGAGAUGAGCUAUGGCAUGAGACUUAGAUUUAGAGAUGCCAAAUGUAAUGAUUACAACGAAGAAGAAGAAGAAGAGGAAGAAGAAGAAGAAGCAUAUGACUUUGGCGAAGAGGAUGUUGCUGCAGAUGUUGUCCAUUUUUCUCCUAAGGAAACUGAGCCAGCGAACGACUCUAAAGAUAACAACGGCACAGUAGCAGAAAGUCAAGACGGAGGAGCUCUGAGCGAAGUUGACAAAGAACAAGAGAUGCUGGCUGCAAUGCUGGGACUUCGAACCUUUAAAGAGACACUUGCUCAGGAAGAAGAGGUGAAUUUGACAGCUAUUGCCCUACAAGACGAUACUUCUGGCUCCAACUCUGUGAGUAACGAUGGUGCCUCUGUGAACUCACGUCUUGUUUUCACAAAUCACAAUGAUUCUUUGCAUAGUGAUAAAGUGCUGGAAAUUCAUAGUACCACUUCUUACCCAAGUGCAGUUGAAUCCCUUCGUCCCAAUUACACAUCUUUGGCCAGAGAGAUUUUGCUUUCAGCUAUCCCUGUGCCAGUUAGCACCUUGUCAUCUGAUCAAGGACAAAGUCACCGUGAAAAGAGAGCUCAUCCGAUCUCAGAUAAUUAUACCCAAACACUCAGGGCUGAACAUUUGAGAACGGAUGGGGGAGUCCAGAGAAAAGAUACAGAAGAAUUAUGGGUUGAUGGAGAGAAUAACACCAAGGCCGCUUUUGCAGUAACCUCUUCAGUAACCUCUUCAAUGGAGGAGCAAGAAAAAAGUGCGUCUGGAAAUGAUACUUUGGACGGAAAGAGUGAAAACCAUGUUCUGACAGAGGCAAUAUUGUUUGCCCUUAAAGAGAUGCGUGCCUUGCUGCAUUAUGUACAACAAAAGAGAAAUAUUUCUGCUUUAGGUAACACCACUUCAGAUAGUAAAUUUUUUGCCAUUCCUAGUACAGAAAAUGCUUCCAGCUUAGAGAACUUGGAAACUUAUAACUUUUCAUAUUAUUAUGAGGAGUAUGAAGAGGAAGUAAAUCCUCCACCUCCCAUGCUUUCAUCUAAUUUAACUUUGGCUGUGGGAGAAACAGUGGAAAACAACCGUUCUGAACCAUUACAAGUUUCUGAACUGCAGCUGUUGAAAGUUCAACAGAAUGGCAAUUUGACUUUGGAUGGUGUGUCAGACACCUUGAUUUCUACUCUCAUUCCAAAGACAGUCAAGAGUUUGAAAAAAUUGCCAAAGCAAAGACGGAAGUGUCCCCCUAAAAAGACCGAUUAUGAAUGGAAUGCCGUCUCUGAGAAGAAGUCUUAUGAAACACCAACAGAUCUCACUAGGAAUAUUGACAAUAACUUUCAGAACAGCUCCAUAAAUGACACGAUGUAUCUAGAAAAUGCUAUGUUUCCUAGUAAGGAAAUGCAGAAGGCACAUAAAGGUGACUCCCAUCUUGAGUUAGGCCAACCAGAAAUGAGCCACAAACAUGAAAAAAGAAAUGAGAACUGCACUGUCAGUACAUCCGGAACUUUCCUGAAGGCCCGACGAAAGAAAAAAGCCCCACAUGCCUCUUUAUCACCAAGAACCUCCAAGCCUCUGGGACGGCUCAGCAAUUCGCAACUCUCCGUUAUAGUCAACCAAAAUUACACUCUGGCACAAACCCCAUAUGAAGCAACUGUCAAAAUAGGUUUUCCAGUUGAAAAUGGGGACUAUAAAGAAUAUGACUUAGAUAUGUUAGAAUAUGACAAGAUAGACGAUGAAGAGAGUAGCAGUGGGUCCUUUGAAUAUCAGGUUCAAUACUAUCACGAUCCAUAUACCAUGGAUUCCCGACUUGACACUCAUAAUAAGCGUAGCCCAGAGGCUAUAGCUGGAAUCUACCUACGCACCACUGGCAACAGAGGAAACGUAAGGAAAUACUACAUUGCAGCUGAAGAAGUUUUCUGGGACUAUGGACCAUCAAGAAGAAGUACAGAGAAAAGUAGCUUAUACAGGAGCGUGUACAGAAAAGUGAUUUUCCAAAGUUAUUUGGAUGAUACUUUCAAGAUUCCUAUUGUUGAUGGGGAAUAUGAAGAGCACCUUGGUAUUCUUGGUCCCGUCAUUAGAGCGGAAGUGGAUGAUGUCAUCCAGGUUCAGUUUAAAAAUCUAGCAUCCAGGCCAUAUUCUCUCCACGCCCAUGGGCUUUACUAUGAGAAAUCGUCUGAAGGUAGAAGCUACGAUGAUCAGUCUCUAGACUGGUUCAAAAAGGACGAUGCCAUCAUGCCCAAUGAUACUUAUACAUAUGUCUGGCAUGCAACCAAACGAUCAGGGCCUAUGCAAAAUCAGAGAGUAUGUAGAUCCUGGGCCUAUUACUCUGCCGUAAACCCGGAAAAAGAUAUUCACUCUGGCUUGAUUGGGCCCAUCUUGGUCUGUCAAAAAGGAAUGCUGGAUGAAUAUAACAGGCCGAUAGACGUGCGAGAAUUUGUCUUGCUAUUUAUGGCCUUUGAUGAGGAGAAAAGCUGGUACUUUGAUAAAAAGACUCGUGCUGGGAGACCUUCCAGAGCCCAACAUAAAUUUCCCGCAAUUAAUGGGAUCCAGUACCAGUUGGAGGGGUUGCGGAUGUAUAAGGAUGAGGCGGUGCACUGGCAUUUGCUGAACUUGGGUGGUCCACAAGACAUUCAUGUCAUUAAUUUUCAUGGUCAGACAUUCACAGAGCAGGGAAUGGAAGAUCAUCAGCUUGGGGUUUACCCUCUUCUUUCUGGUUCAUUCACUACUGUUAAAAUGAAACCAUCCACAGCUGGCAUGUGGCUUUUAGAAACUGAAGUUGCGGAGUAUCAGGAAGCCGGAAUGCAAGCCUCCUUUACUGUUAUAGAUAAAGAGUGCAGAUUACCUAUGGGUAUGGAAAGUGGUGUUAUAGAAGACUCACAAAUCAGUGCUUCAGGACACAUAGGAUACUGGGAGCCUAAACUGGCAAGAUUAAAUAAUUCUGGAAAAUACAAUGCUUGGAGUACUGACAAGAAAAAUGCACUUCCAUGGAUCCAGGUUGAUCUGCGGAGACACGUUCUAAUCACAGGUAUUCAGACCCAGGGAGCCAAGGCAUUAUUGAAAUCCUUGUAUACAAUGGAAUAUUUUAUUGCCUACAGCAAUGAUGGGAGAAAGUGGAUCAAUUUUAAAGGGAACUACAUAGGAAUAAGCAUGCCUUUUGAAGGCAAUUCAGAUGCUCAUGGAAUAAAAGAAAAUACCAUUGAUCCUCCUAUUGUCACUAGGUAUAUUAGGGUGUUUCCAAGCAAAUCCUAUAACAGGCCUACUCUUCGUAUAGAACUCCUGGGCUGUGAAACAGAAGUCUGCUCUAUGCCAUUGGGAAUGGAAUCGGGGGCUAUCAAGGAUGCACAGAUUACAGCCUCUUCUUUUAAGAAAACUUGGUGGAGUUCCUGGGAGCCAUCCCUUGCCCGCCUCAAUCUAAAAGGGCGGACAAAUGCCUGGCAACCAAAGUCAAGCAACCACCGCCAGUGGCUACAGAUUAAUCUCCUUCAACCUAUGAAGAUAACAGGCAUCAUAACCCAAGGGGCUAAAUCGAUGAAUACCAAAAUGUAUGUGAAAACAUUCUCCAUCCUUUACAGUGAUGAUGGUUCAGCAUGGAAGCCUUACUUGGAUGGAUCAAAUUCCUUUGAAAAGGUUUUCACAGGAAACAUUAACAAUGAUGGGCAGAUCAAGCACUUCUUCAAACCACCUAUAGUUUCCGGGUUCAUUCGUAUUGUUCCUAAAACAUGGAAUCAGAGUAUAGCGCUUCGGCUGGAACUCUUUGGCUGUGAUGCUUCAUAGGGGCUGGACAGAAGACUUGUUAAGCGAAGAAGCCCCAAACUAUUAAACUGGUUCUCACCAGCUCAAUUUUAAAAGAAAAACCAAAAAAGCCCAUAAUAAAACUGCAGGCAUGAUUAUGUUGUACAUAUCCAAGGCAUUUUCAGAUGUGGAUUUGAAAUAGCUUUGAAAAUAUCAAUUAAGGGUGUAAUCCUAUGCAUAUUUAUAGAGAAAAAAAGUCCUACAACUCCCAGCAUUCCCCAAGCACCCAUACUGGCUCGGGACUGCUGGGAGUUGUAGGACUUUCUCCUCUCUGUAAACAUGCAUAGGAUUAAGUCCUAAAAGAGAUAUCACAGCUAUUUAAGUAGUGUGAUUACAUAAGACAAACAAACAAUUGGUUUUUUUCCCCAUUUUCACUAUGAAUUUAUUUCUCCGCUGUGGCACCACCGUUGUGGAAUGAGCUCCCCAGAGAGAUCUGCCUGGCGCCUACACUGUACUGCUUUCGUCACCAGCUGAAGACCUUUUUAUAACAUAUGACUUAACAUGUUACCACCAUAUUAUGUAAAUAAAAUAUUAGACUAUCUUAUGAAAGACUGAGAUAUCAGCAGCUAUUAGGUCAGGGGCAUACAACCUGAUGCCAAUGGUGUCUUCUUUAUGACCUCUAUGAAUACCUGAAGUGAAUCACUGUGACUGUAAUAGUCCAUUAAGAUCUUGUACUGUUGGGACACGUCUGAAGCAUGUAAUCUGCCCAUCCUUAGAUGGAUUCUGUGAUAUAUUGAUCUCUUCAUUUAAGAAGCUGGAAACCGUAACUCUACCAACAAAUUAGCCCAGUGCUAAUGCAACCAGUGCACCUUUUGCUUGCUUUCUUAGGUCAGAAUAAAGGAGAAAUGGGUUCCCAGGAUGCAAAUAAUUUAUUUUCAUGAAUAAUUUAUUUUCUUCAUGGAAAUAAAUUAUUUGCAUCCUGAGAACGUGUUUCUCUUUUUUUCUGACCGUGCUUGGACGCUCUUCUCCUCUUGUUUUUGGCUUUCUUUCUUCGCAUGUUAUGUUUUCUAAGAAAGCAAUCCUAUGGUCACAGGAGACCUUCCCAAGGACCACAGGAUUUUUCGGAAUUCUCCCUCCGAGGCUGUAGACACUUCUACAGCCUUGGAAGGGAGCUCUGGAAUCAGAUCUUUCCCCCUACCCCCUAGCGCCUGCCACUGAAAGAAUCCGAUCAGCUGCUUUACGAGAGAAUUCUGUAAGGAGCACAUUCCAGGAGCGGGAAGGGAAGGGGAAAGGCCAGAUUAUGAAGAAUUGUAUGGCCUCGCCAGCCCCUGCCAGCGCACAUCUUUUAGACAGCUCAGAGGCCCAUCUAGAAGAAAAUCAAAACAGGAGCACAGAGGUGAAAAUUGUCCCCCUUGCUUCUCCCACUCUGCCAGCAGCAACCCGGCAGGACUCUGCAUACAUGGAAGCCUCCGAGUUCAACAUUGUGGAUCCAACUGCCCAUUAAGAAUCCUAUGUGAGGGCUGCUGGCAGAAUCACACCCUUGUUUCCUUGAACAGAAUCAUACAUGGUGCUUAAGUUGAGAAGCCCUGGGCCUCAGAUCUGUGCCUGAUGAAUGGGCUCAACUUCUCAAACUAUUAGCAAUUUAUUUAAUGCACAGAGAGAGCAAAAAAAAAAGCUACAGACCUUUGGAAUAUAGAUAUCUUCAUUUUGGGCUCCUGAGAAGUGGUUUUCACACCUCAGAACAUACAAUAAAAGCUACUGCCAUUAUCCAACACCAGAGAUGUUAUAUCCAACACAAACCUUUCUGGUUUGUGCAAUUUAUGAUCGUUGUUGGCUCCAGAUGGCUGGAGAGAUGCCCUGAGUGGACUCACCUCGCUACUGUCACCACUGCCCGUUCACUCAAGACUUGUUUUAUCACCCUCUCAGCCCAAUCUGCAACUUAACAAAUACUGCAUCUUAAAGAACUUUUUAAAGAACAUGAGCAGAAAUGGUUUUGUAAGGUAUAUAUAAUUAUGUAUCUCAGGGGUCCCCAACAUUUUUGGACCUGUGGGCACAUCUGCGAAUUUGAGAAACAGUUAUGGGCGCCAUCAUAAAAUGUCUAAUCAAUGGUCUAUGGAUUUUGUGUCUUGUUCAGCAAAAACAUUUGUUUUGUGUCUAUUGGAGACAGCAAUGCCUUUAAUAAGGGAUUGUUUAAUUUGGCUAAUUGUUGAUGGUGCAAUAAAGCUAGUGCUUAUUUGAAACAUA
Messenger RNA from Elgaria multicarinata webbii, 8143 nucleotides. RefSeq names its product coagulation factor V (gene F5). The transcript has 25 exons. Gene Ontology annotation, cellular component: plasma membrane. The record is from RefSeq and is a predicted model, not a curated record. Bases 161 to 5941 code for a protein of 1926 amino acids. Gene Ontology annotation, molecular function: signaling receptor activity; oxidoreductase activity; copper ion binding. NCBI's taxonomy places the organism in Eukaryota, Metazoa, Chordata, Lepidosauria, Squamata, Anguidae.